UGCGUAAGCUCCCAUUGGAAGCCUUGACUCGAAACUCGAAACAGAUUCCGCCCGGUAUGACCUUUCACCUCCCAAAGGGUCAGUAGUAAACCGUGACAAAGCUAGGCUAGUGGCAGGCGGUAGUGUGGAUACGCUAAGGCAGAACGUAUGGUCGGAAAUCACAUUCAGGAAUAGAGGUCAUAAAUGGAGGCCAAGGAAUGCACGCAUGAGUUCUAAAUUCGAGAGGCCUUUCUAGUUUGUGUCUGAUAACAAGUGCCAUCUGGAGGUUCAUGGUCCGUUUAGCAUUUGAAAGAUUCUAUAUAAGUAACGGAGCAACAUUUUGAUUCACUUGCCGGUGUUGCUACUUGGACAGUCUUCGGUUUUCUACCCGCCACAGGCGUCUAGCCCCGCGUGCACAGAGCUGGAAGUAUCUGUGAUGGACUGGCUGGGUAAGAUGUUGCAACUGCCCAAGGAGUUCCUGUUCUCUGAAGAAGGGAAGGGAGGCGGUAUUAUACAGGGUACUGCAAGCGAGGCAACUCUUGUGGCCCUUCUCUCGGCAAGGACGACAAUCAUCAACAAACAAAGGGCAGAAAACCCAAACAUGACUCAAGGGCAGAUAAUUGACAAACUUGUCGCUUACACAUCAGAACAGUCUCACAGCUCCGUGGAGAGAGCCGCCCUCAUUGGCAUGGUCACGAUUCGGACACUGCCCACAGAUGACAAAGGCUCACUGGUCGGGGAUACUCUACAAGCCGCCAUUAGCACUGAUAUAGAGAAAGGACUCAUACCGUUCUUUCAUUGGCAAAUUCCUCUGGGUCGGAGAUUCAGAUCUCUAAAAGUCUGGUUCGUUUUGCGCAUGUUUGGCAUUUCCGGUCUGCAGCAGCAAAUACGAAAGGAUGUACUUCUGGCAAAACAGUUCGGCCAGCUGGUAGCAGACGACUCCAGGUUUGAGAUAGUUGGUGAAGUCACGCUGGGACUCGUCUGCUUCCGCCUCAAGGGCCCUAACUCUGCGAACGAGACCUUGAACAAAAAAAUAAACGACGACAGACGAAUUCACCUGGUGCCGUCCAAAGUGAAGGAUACCUACUUCCUACGGUUUGCUGUCUGUGCGAGAGGGACACAGAUGUCUGACGUCACUUUUGCUUGGUCGGUCAUCCGGGAAAUAACGGACAAGAUGGCGUUAAUACCCACUGGACAAUGAUAUCUUCACUAUUUGUACAAUUUUUCAUAAACACUACUUGAUGUCGGCCGCUUAAAAUCGUUGUUCUAUUUUGAAGUGUGAUAAUACUCAAAUCAUCGCUUAAUUGCUCAGAAAACCUUGCUUGGCAUAAAACUACAGGGGAAAGAGAAACAGGACACAAGAAAUAAAGACCAAGACGGAGUCGAAUACUAGAACUCAACAUCGAAAACGUUAGAAUUUGAGGUAGCUUAGAGAGAAGUUGAUUGACAUUCUAUAAUAGCCAUUUGGUACUGAGCAAAAGCAAGACAGACGCACAGAAAGACAAGAGUGACAGUAAACACAGGACCUGCUAGUGGUGGUAACCGAUAGCCAACUGACAGAAGGCACCUUUUCGAAAAAAAAGGGGGGGGGGACUCAAAUCAAAACCCCAGAAAACACACA
Molecule: messenger RNA, 1600 nt
Organism: Aplysia californica (California sea hare)
Lineage: Eukaryota; Metazoa; Mollusca; Gastropoda; Aplysiida; Aplysiidae
Product: aromatic-L-amino-acid decarboxylase
Biological process (GO): catecholamine metabolic process; serotonin biosynthetic process; amino acid metabolic process
Molecular function (GO): pyridoxal phosphate binding; aromatic-L-amino-acid decarboxylase activity
Source: RefSeq, a predicted model, not a curated record